UGCGGGAUCCAGACGGCCCAGCAGCUAGGACUCUGCCUGCCAAUGCUUUCUGCAUUCCUGGCUGCCAGCUGAAGGAGGCUGUCACCUUCCACCAUCCACAGAGCCUCAGGAAGAGAAAGGGACCUCAAACCAUCCAGAUCGCUUUUUCUUCUAGGAAAGUUUUGAGCACAGGAAUAAAGAUGGCUGUUGAACCAGUAGAAAAUGAUUGCAUCGAUUUUGUGAAAAUGAAAUUUAUUGACAACACACUUUACUUUAAAGCUGAAAGUGAUGAAAACCUGGAAUCAGAUUACUUCGGCAAGCUCGAACCUAGAUUGUCAAUCAUACGAAAUCUGAACAACCAAGUUCUCUUCGUUUACCAAGGAAAACAACCUAUGUUUGAAGAUAUGACUGAUUCUGAGUGUCGAGAUAAUGCAUCCCAGACUGAAAUUAUCAUAUAUAUAUAUAAAGAUAGCAACCCUAGAAGUAUGGCAGUAACCCUCUCAGUGAAGUGUAAAACAAUUUUUACUCUCUCCUGUAGGAACAAAAAUAUUUCCUUUCAGGAAAUGAGCCCUCCUGACAGCAUCAGCGGCGAAGAAAAUGAAAUGAUCUUCUUCAUGAGAAGCUUGCCGGGGUACAGCAGCAGGAUGGAAUUUGAGUCUUCGUUGUAUAAAGAGCAUUUUCUGGCUUGUAAGAAGGAGAACGAUCUCUUUAAACUCAUUUUGAAAAAGAAGGACGAACACGGGGAUCAAUCUGUAAUAUUCACCGUUGACUACAAGGACUAGGUAUUAAAAUGUCAUAGCUCGGACUUUGAGUUUUUGUCUUUCAGAAACGUUAUAAGUUUGAGUCUGUAAAUGUAGUGAUGAAAUAAAAUGAAUAGUAGUCUUGAAAGAUACCACUAAGAAAUUAAUAAGUUUUCACAAAGUUGAAAUGACUCCCCUUUAGGCAGAUGAAUAAAAUAUUUGUAUAACGUAAAGAAGGCAUCGUUUGAAAACACAGUCUACGUUGUUACUUGGAACACAGAUUAUACUCAACAGAAGUGUUUUGAAUCUUUUGGGUUAUGAUGAAAGAUACUGGUAUGUGAAUUUUCUCAUUGCUAAGAAUAUCAUUAAAACCGUUCGAAUUUUUUUUUUUUUAAA
This is a messenger RNA of Miniopterus natalensis, 1115 nucleotides long. RefSeq names its product interleukin 18 (gene IL18). Lineage: Eukaryota; Metazoa; Chordata; Mammalia; Chiroptera; Miniopteridae. Gene Ontology annotation, biological process: cellular response to lipopolysaccharide; immune response; positive regulation of gene expression. The record is from RefSeq and is a predicted model, not a curated record. Gene Ontology annotation, molecular function: cytokine activity.